CACCGUCACGUGCUGUGGCGCGGAGUCCAGCCUGUUGCUGAUGCUGCGCCUGGUAUUCGUCAUGGAGCUGGCGCCGCGGAGCUCUCCCGUCCCUCUGCUCCUGCUGCUUCUGGGCCUGAGCGCGGGAGCUGUCAUCAACUGGCCCACAGAGGAGGGCAAGGAAGUGUGGGAUUAUGUGACUGUCCGGAAGGAUGCGCACAUGUUCUGGUGGCUCUAUUAUGCUACCAGCCCCAGCAAGAACUUCUCAGAACUGCCCCUGGUCAUGUGGCUUCAGGGUGGUCCAGGUGGUUCCAGCACUGGGUUUGGAAACUUUGAGGAAAUUGGGCCCCUUGACGUUGAUCUCAAACCACGAAGAACUUCCUGGCUCCAGUCGGCCAGUCUCCUGUUUGUGGAUAACCCUGUGGGCACUGGCUUCAGUUAUGUGAACAAGAGUGACGCAUAUGCCAAAGACCUUGCCACAGUGGCAUCAGACAUGAUGGUUCUCCUGAAGACCUUCUUCGGUUGCCACAAAGAAUUCCAGACAGUUCCAUUCUACAUUUUCUCAGAGUCCUACGGAGGAAAAAUGGCUGCUGGCAUCAGUCUAGAACUUUAUAAGGCCAUUCAACAAGGGACCAUCCAGUGCAACUUUGCCGGGGUCGCUCUGGGUGACUCCUGGAUCUCCCCUGUUGACUCGGUGCUCUCCUGGGGACCUUACCUGUACAGCGUGUCUCUUCUUGACGACCAGGGUCUGACAGAGGUGUCUCAGGUUGCAGAGCAAGUGCUGGAUGCUGUAAAUAAGGGACUCUACAAAGAGGCCACCGAGCUGUGGGGGAAAGCGGAAAUGGUCAUUGAACAGAACACAGAUGGGGUGAACUUCUAUAACAUCUUAACUAAAAACACUCCCAUGUCUGCAAUAGAGUCAAGCCUAGAAUUCACGCAGAGCCACCUAGUUCGUCUUUCCCAACGUCACGUGAGACACCUACAAACGGACACCUUAAGUCUGCUCAUGAAUGGUCCCAUCAGAAAGAAGCUCAAAAUUAUUCCUGAGGAUUGCUCCUGGGGAGGCCAGGCUACCGAGGUCUUCCUAAACAUGGAGAAGGACUUCAUGAAGCCAGUCAUCAGCGUCGUGGAGGAGUUGCUGGAAGCCGGGGUCAACGUGACUGUGUAUAACGGACAGCUCGAUCUCAUCGUGGACACCAUGGGUCAGGAGUCCUGGCUGCGGAAGCUGAAGUGGACAGAACUGCCCAAAUUCAGUCAGCUGAGGUGGAAGCCCCUGUACUGUGACCCCAAGUCUUCUGAAACGUCUGCUUUUGUCAAGUCCUACAAGAACCUGUCUUUCUACUGGAUUCUCAGAGCCGGACACAUGGUUCCGUCUGACCAAGGGGACAUGGCUCUGAAGAUGAUGAGGCUGGUGACUCAGCAAGAAUAGGACAGAGUGGGCUGGAGGUGAGCUGGCUCGGCCUUGGCACGGGAGCGGAAGCGAGCACCCUGAAGCUGUAGGAAGCACCGACCUCCCCUGGAAUCCGCCCUGGACCGUGACUGUGAAGGUUCCGGUCAGCUCCACGCAGAACAAAAUCAUUGCCUCCGUGGCAGCUUGGAAAUCUAGGGGUUUUUUUUAAUGGAUUUGUUUUCAUCAAAAUGAAGGAUUGAAAUAGAUUAACAUUUUCUUAUUACAAAAGCAAAUUAUGAGGCCGGCCCUGUGGCCGAGUGGUUAAGUUCGCGUGCUCCGCUUCGGCGGCCCAGGGUUUCACCGGUUCCGAUCCUGGGCAAGGACAUGGCACCGCUCGCU
Equus quagga is the source of this 1768-nucleotide messenger RNA. It is a transcript of the gene SCPEP1, whose product is annotated as serine carboxypeptidase 1. Gene Ontology annotation, biological process: proteolysis. Bases 41 to 1408 code for a protein of 455 amino acids. The transcript is spliced from 13 exons. Lineage: Eukaryota; Metazoa; Chordata; Mammalia; Perissodactyla; Equidae. Gene Ontology annotation, molecular function: serine-type carboxypeptidase activity. The record is from RefSeq and is a predicted model, not a curated record.